AUGCUUCUCUGUUAUGCCUACCGCCUGGAUAUCGCGGCAGGUGGGACUUUCAUAGCACCCGACUGCCCUGGGACAGGUAAAGACAAAAGAUGCUAUUUCGACGAGUUUUUAAGGUACAUCGAAGAAGUAGAGGAACGCUCUCCAUGGAGCGGUAGUACCUCUGUAGGUAAAAAUUUGGCUCCAAAUGUUUUAUCUACGGCGGAGGAGCUGGUCACUACCGGGUAUUCGAACGCGGUCGACCCGGGCGUCCUCUAUGAAACUCCUUCAGGCUUUGACAACUUCAGGGGCGUUUUUGAACCUGCCAUAGACAACAUCCAGGAAUGCCGCCAAGCACUUGGCGACAAGGGAAUUGACUGGGAGUUGAAUGGUAUCCGGACGUCGAUAGCAAAUACUCUUGACGCACGCAUUGUUGAUCAAGCUGCAUUUAUCAUCAUUGGAGUGAAUGAAAAACUCCACGAAACCGGUUUCUCGUGGACCGCGGAAACAAAGCCUGUAACGGGGCUGGAUGGAAAUACCUGGCACGAAGUCGAUGUUGAGGCUACAAUCAAGGCGCACCCCGAUGAUGCGUUCGAGGGGCUUGACGACGCAAUCAAUGAUUACAUUCUUCAUUUUGAUCAACAGCCGAGUGAGGGUAACAAGAAUAAGCGGCAUGCCAGAGCUAUUUGGGCGUCUCAAUCGUUUGCAAGUCGUGUUUUUGGAGAUCCAAGUUGUUGA
Messenger RNA from Talaromyces rugulosus, 714 nucleotides. RefSeq lists its product as uncharacterized. NCBI's taxonomy places the organism in Eukaryota, Fungi, Ascomycota, Eurotiomycetes, Eurotiales, Trichocomaceae. The record is from RefSeq and is a predicted model, not a curated record. The coding region runs from base 1 to 714 and encodes 237 amino acids. The transcript is spliced from 2 exons.